GAGCGCCUCUCGCCCGGCCAGCGCGCCGCCUUAACGGGAGGAGGGGCUCCUCGGGGGGCUGUCACUCUCCUUAAGCCUUUCCUUUCAAGCUUUGAAUGUGAGCUGCCCUCCGGCCCCCCUCUCUCCUUCCCUCCCUCCAGCACAUCGUAAAGAGAAGGAGGGGGGAAAGAAAAAGGUUUCAACAACAGGCUGGGCCAAUGGCAAGUGGCGAGGCAGGGAAAGGGGGCCGAGCGAAAGGAGAAAAAAGUGGAGAAAGAGAGAAAGAGAGCGAGAGAGCGCAGGCUGGGGGGGAAUGUGUAAAAGAAGAAGCGUUGCUAAUUUUUUUUGUUUGUUUGCUUUUCCAUGCAUGCAUAAUGGAGCCUAAUCAGAGCACAUUGCUGCUGCUCGGAGGGCACUUUUGUAUUUAAAGCCUUUGAAAGAAAAAAAGAUCCACAGACGGAUCCGCAGAGCAGCUUGCAGGGCGUGUUGACAACAGAAGCAGCAUCAGUCGCCCAGACAGAAAGAGACCGCGAAGGCUGCCUCUUCUCCUUUCCCCGUGCUCUCGUCUUGCUAGCGGGGAGAGACGUUUUUUCUCCUCGCCACCCUAAAGCGCGACCAGUACCGAGACGGAGUGAGCGGAACCGGGACUGUAAAUGGGAUCGGAGCGGCUGGCAUGUGCAGAGAUGCUUCGAGCGGAGAGUUAAAAGCGCCCGAGCAGGCAGUAGCAGCUGGGCAUUUACUUUGUGGAGGGGGAAAAAAAAAAGGCACGGAACUCCAUGAAGAGCAGGACAGCACUAUGAGCUCUCCCGGCGCAACCUGCAAUUCCCCGAGUGCAAUCCGGAUCCACUGUCGUCCGAGCCCCUGUUUGCUCUGACUGGCCCCCGCACCUCUCCGGGCGCCUCCGCCGCCGCCGAGCCGAGCCGGGAACACGGGGAGGUGGGCACAAGACGGCCCCGGACGCCUGCUUCGUACCCACGGCUUCAGCUCCCGGGGGCCGGAGAGCCCCGGGCCCGGCGUGCAUGGAUUGAUGCGAGACCUCAUGCACACAGCCGGCGGGAGUUUUGGAAACUUUUCCACGGGCUGCAGCUCCUUCUCCUCCUCCUCUUCCUCCUCCUCCUCUUUCUCCUCGUCUACUAGUGCCUCUUCCCCGCUCGCCCGCGGCUGCAGCCGCCACCCCCGUCCGCAAUGGUGGCCCGCUCGCCCGCUCGGCACGGAGGCGGCAGGCGGCGGUGGCCGCGGGCGGCCGCCUGGCUGUGGCUGGCGGCGGCGCUGGGCGCAGUGUGGCCGCCGCGGGGCUCGCUGGUGCUGGGCCGGCGGCUGAUCUGCUGGCAGGCGGUGCUGCAGUGUCAGGGGGAGCCCGAGUGCAGCUACGCGUACAACCAGUACGCCGAGGCGUGCGCCCCGGUACUCCUGCAGCAGCAGCCGGCGGCGGCGGGCGGCGGCGACAGCCCGACGGGCGCUGCAGGCGCAGCCGCCCCCUCCAGGCGGCGGUGCCCCAGCCACUGCAUCGCGGCGCUCAUCCAGCUCAACCACACCCGGCGCGGCCCUGCGCUGGAGGACUGCGACUGCGCGCAGGACGAGAACUGCCGCGCCACCAAGCGCGCCAUCGAGCCCUGCCUGCCCCGCACCAGCAGCCCCGCGGGCAGUGGUCCCGGCGGGUCCGGCCCCGGUGGCCCCGGCGUCAUGGGCUGCACGGAGGCGCGGCGGCGCUGCGACUGGGACAGCCGCUGCAGCCUGGCGCUGAACCGCUACAUGACCUACUGCGGGAAGUUGUUCAACGGGCUGCGCUGCACGCCCGAGUGCCGCGCUGUCAUCGAGGACAUGCUGGCCGUGCCCAAGGCCGUGCUGCUCAACGACUGCGUCUGCGACGGGCUGGAACGGCCCAUCUGCGAGUCGGUCAAGGAGAACAUGGCACGCCUUUGCUUCGGCGCCGACAUGGGCGGCAACAGCGCGGGCAGCAGCGGCGGCUCGGACGGCGGCCUGGAGGAGUACUACGACGAGGACUACGAGGAGGAGCCGAGCCAGAAGGGGAGGGACGACGCGGAGGACAAUGCCGGCGCCGAUCCCGGCUUCCCAGUGCAGGCGGAUAGCGCUGGCCUGCCUGCCGCGGCGGCCGCGGCGCUGCUCGCCUCCGUCUUGCUGCCCCUGCUGCCGCGGCUCUAGUAUCCCUCCCUCCCUUCCCGCAUCCUUCCCUGCCUCCCUCUGUCCCUGACUGUCUCCACCACUGCCUCCCUCCGUCCCCACCGCCGGGCCGGGCCGGGCCAGGCCCCCCGCGCCGAGCCGCCGCGGGCCUCCAGUCGAACGCUCCCGCGGCGGCCGGGGAUCCGGCCGGCGGGGCCCCUCGGCGCGGAGCGGUUAUAAACGCUCCGGCCGUGGAUCUCCUGACCCAUCGCCCCGGCGCCCCGUCCCUCCGUGUCUCCCCCUCUGCCUCCGCUGCUGCCUGCCGCCCCCCUCCGGCCCCUUGCCCCGGCCCAGCCCUGCGAGUCGGUGGCUGGAGCGGUGGCCGUGGCGCAGGGGCCGCUUGUGUUUCGGGUGUUGGUCUCUCUCGAGUGUGCACUAUGCAAUUGCUGCCACCCUGCCUUCGUGUUACCAGCGAGCGGAGCGGCUGACAGAGACUGCGAGCGAGGCCGCAGAGCCGUAGCACGCUGGUAGUGAGAGUCUUUUAAGAGUUUUGACAUGAAGGUUAGUAAGAGGAGAGCAACCCAAACUUGCUGCCAAAGCGUUGCCGUACUGAUCAGUCAGCAACUUGACUAUCAUUCGCCGCGUCUCGCUCUUCAUGAUGCCGUGGUGCCUGAAGGGGGUUUACGCCGCAUCUGCCAUUAAUUAAAUUUAGGGAAAUAGCAGACUGAAUAAAUUCGGUGGUUUACAGCACUCACUCUUGCACACACAUCUUCCCUAUAACAAAAGCGUACCAGCAGCCAUCUCUUCCUCUGUAACCUAGCGACAUUAAAAAAAUAUUUUUUUUCAGAGUUGUUGGCCAUACUGAACAAUGCAACUUUUGUUUUAAAAGAGCUCUGCACUGCCAUCUUUGAAAGACACUUUUAAACUCGAGAACAUGUGUGUACAAAUAUCCUGAAAAGUUUUAUUGCCUCGUCGUAUCAGGGUGCUGACCUCUGGUAAAUCUUAUAUAAAAGAAGUAUUUAAAACUGGGAUUUGUUACCAGUCGCUGUUCAUUGUAUAUAGAAUUCUAUAAAUUGUAUGCUUUGGGGAUAAUUUAUUUAAAAAAAUAAUAAAAAGUUUUAAUUCUGCAUCCUAUUUGCCAGAUAGCUGCAUUUGCUACUCGUUUCUGAGAAGGUACAGGUUUUGUUUUAUGUUUAAAGGGAUACCAGCAACACUGAUUAAGUGAAUUAUUUUCUAGAACAUCAAAUGUACAGUGUAUUUUACAGAUUGAAAGUUAACUUUCUUAUUUGAAGAGACUUUAUGAACGUGUUAGAAUUGUAUGAACGCAUUUCUGAGCUGCCUUAAACCUUGUAUUUUUUAUAGGAGGUGUAAAAAAGGCCUGUGUUUUAAAUAUGUAUGGCUUUUUGUAUUUUUUAAACGUGUAAAUUAGUAAAGAAAGAGCUUUAAAUAAUGGAUGCGGUUAAAUUGUUUUCCAGGGACACUUGAACUCUCAGAACCCGAGGUUGGGGGGGAUGGGAGGAAGCGGGAGUUGAACUACAGAAUAACAGACCAAAAAACACUCAACAAACAAAAAUUCUCUGUUUGCCUGUAAUACUUUACAUGGAUGUAAAUUACUGCUAUUCUUACUUUAAUGAAUAAUUACAUGCAAAAAGUAAAUACAGCUUUGAAAGUACUACUUUAAA
This is a messenger RNA of Chiroxiphia lanceolata (lance-tailed manakin), 3782 nucleotides long. It is a transcript of the gene GAS1, whose product is annotated as growth arrest specific 1. The record is from RefSeq and is a predicted model, not a curated record. Bases 1165 to 2142 code for a protein of 325 amino acids. NCBI's taxonomy places the organism in Eukaryota, Metazoa, Chordata, Aves, Passeriformes, Pipridae. The transcript has a single exon. Gene Ontology annotation, biological process: negative regulation of mitotic cell cycle.